CGUCACGCCGUGUGACGUCACCUCUCCGCGCAGGGCAACAUGGCGAAGGGACAACGUGGGAACGCGGCUCCGUCUACGAAGACGGCGGAUAUGGACCCGAGGACCGAGGGUUUCAGCUUAAUGCUGGCGUCCAGCGACGACGAGGCGCCCGACGAGAUGACCUUUGAAGACUCGAAGGCGGAGGCGUUACGGAGCAUGAAAGAGGCGCUGCUCGCAGCCAGAAGGGAAAAGGAGCUCCUGAAAGAGAAGAGGAGGAAGAGGCAGCAGUUGUUCCAGGAACAGAAGAAAAGAAAACUCUUAUCGGCUGACUUGUUGGAGGAAAUCGACUCUGCCCCUUCAAAGAAGCAGAAACAAACUGAGGGUGAAGCUGAAGAAGACAAGGGGAAGAAGAGUGGGAAACCGACGCAGUCCCGAACUCUGAAGGGGAAAUACACCGUGACGACGGUGAAGGAGCGAGCGGCGGCGGCCUCGCAGCAGCAGGCGGCCGAGGACUUCCUCCAGUCCCGGCUGUACGGGCCGGGAAGCUGCAGGACCACGAGUAACGAGCUGCUCUCCAUCCAGAACAAGACGGGGGAAAACAAAAGUGCAGCGGUGUGCUUUGUCAAGAAGGACUGGGCCCUUCAGGAAAAGGCCAAAGCAGAGAAGCUGAAGAAAAGGUGGAUCCACAAGCAGCAGCAUCCCUCCUGCUGACGGAUCCCGGUACUGCACACUGGAUUUAACCGGACACCCGAACAGAGAGGAAGCUGAGCUCUGGACCACGUCUUGUAUUGACACUUCUUAUAUUGACUAAAUGAGAACUUGGCAGCAGCCCGAACCCUCCAGCUCAUCACCAACAAACAUGUUCAACAACCCUCACGUGGGUUUAAAAUACGGGACGAUUCCUCAUCUGCUUUUUUUUUUUUUUAAAGAGCAGAACAUGUGGAGAUGCGGCUGUUUAUAGUUAACGGUGGGAUUUGUAACCUUAAACUCAGUCAUUUGUUUAUUAAAAGCGUGUUAUAAGUUUCUUUCUAUAUAUUUUUCAAGAGAUUAGAAAGCUAGUAAAUCAAACUAGUUAGUUUCUGUUACUAGAGUCACGAUUGUGGUCACUCAUCUGCCCAAAAGUGGCAAAAGGCUUAAACAUUUGUAUAAUUUCUCUUUACAAGAAAAUAUCAGUUUCAGCAAUAACUGAACCAGUUUGUUUGCUUUAAUGUGAUUAUUUGAGAUAUUUCACUUGAAAUAAAAAGGCAGUAAAACUGUUUUCCCUUAAUCACGUCA
Molecule: messenger RNA, 1254 nt
Organism: Cyclopterus lumpus (lumpfish)
Lineage: Eukaryota; Metazoa; Chordata; Actinopteri; Perciformes; Cyclopteridae
Gene: nol7
Product: nucleolar protein 7
Exons: 8
Coding region: 40-690 (216 amino acids)
Cellular component (GO): nucleus
Molecular function (GO): RNA binding
Source: RefSeq, a predicted model, not a curated record